This is a messenger RNA of Aptenodytes forsteri (emperor penguin), 1728 nucleotides long. It is a transcript of the gene ERV3-1, whose product is annotated as endogenous retrovirus group 3 member 1. NCBI's taxonomy places the organism in Eukaryota, Metazoa, Chordata, Aves, Sphenisciformes, Spheniscidae. The record is from RefSeq and is a predicted model, not a curated record.
AUGAAUGAUACUAAAAGUGCCCCUUUGGGGAGAGAAGUUUUGGUUGAAUUCUUGGAAAAACAUAAUGCACGACCCUCUGUGCCCGGCGUAGACUGGGCUCGGGAAAAUUGGUAUAGUUUGCAGAGUGUGGUUGAUCGAACGAAUGCUUUGCAAAAGGAUAUGAGAAUAAGAUCAGGAAGGGGAAAAUCGAUUGUUUGUGCUGUUCUCGGUGCCAGUUUGGCCGCUGCUGUAGACGCUAGGGAACACUGUCGCAUUGAGGAAUCCCAAAUUGGUGAAUCCCUUCAAAGCCUUGUUCGGUCCUUGCAGGGCCAAGUGGUGGAAUUAAAGGAACAGCUUGAAAAAAAGAGAGGCCAGGUGAGACAUCUGCAGACUGCUCUUAAGGAGCAACUCCUUGCAGGCAAUGCCCAUGAGGAAAUAUCCUCGAAGUCAGAAACUGGUUACCCGUUUGGCAACUUACAGGCAGCAAGAGAAAGAGUAGAGAAAUUAGACCUGCCCUCGUUGCGACCCUUGGUUAAGACCGAGUGUGUUUAUGAUGAUGAUCAGGAUCAGUUCCCACAAGUCGCAACCAAGAAGGUCCCCUAUACCGCCACCGAGUUGACAAAGUUAAAAAAGGAUUUUGGCUGAACUCCUAGGGAGUAGGAGACGGAGUAUGUGUGGAGAAUAUCGUUAUCUGGAGGGGAUCAGAUUUUCUUGAGUGAAAAGGAGGCGGAGGGGUAUUGGGGACCGGGAGUAUUUUUAACUACUGGAAAUUAUCGUGCCCCUUGGUCAUUAACCCAGUGGGCAGCCUAUUGGGUGGGGGGCUUGAACCCCUUGGGGGGGGAUCCCCUCGCAAUUACAAGGACUGUUGAUCAAUUGGUGGAAAGUGUGCAGAGAGCUUGUUUGCAGAUGAUGUAUGAUCGAAAGUUGGAGCCUAGGCAGGAGUCCCCGAUGAUGAUGCCGGUAGACCCCAAACGAAUGACUCCCCUUAUAAGGGGACUCCCCGGUUCCCUGAAGCUGAUUGAUAUACAAUUACAGGGAAUACAGGCAAUGCCUCAAGGCAAGAGAGUUGCGGCUGCUUUAGAAGGACUUACGCCCAAUCGGCACCGCUUGCCCCCGAAUAGGAAGAUGUGGACUUGGGGGGAGGUAGCCCAAGAAUUGAUUAAUUACGGGCGCAAGUACGGCACCGUCAACCUUCCAGCCACUAAAGCAGACUCCAGGGGCCUGAGGCGAGCUGAAGUAAAAAUGGUUCCGUGCCCUGGAGGUGAUAGAAUAACAUCUCUUGUUAAAUCACCUGUAUCACCUGGAGGGAGGGACAUUCCAAAUAAGUGCAAUAGCCUGUGCACAAAGGGAUGGCAAAAGGGGAUCCCGCGGGAUUUAAUGGACGGGUUGCCAACAGACAAGUUAGAAAAAAUGGUGUCUGGAUGGCCUGAUAAGCUGACAGACAAAGAGGAUGAAGGCGACGGAUUGGGUGUUAAGUUGUAUGAUGAUCUCAAUCGAUAUCGGCGGUCUAUUGAUACCUCUAUAGCAGGUGGAAGUGGUCAAACUUGGGGCAAAGACAAGUGGACCCCUCAACGUAUUAUACAACAUUAUGGACCUGCCACCUGGAACUCCAACGAGUGGGCUAGUGGUGCUCGAGAACCUAUCUAUAACCUAAACUGCAUUAUUUGGUUGCAAGCCAUUCUAGAGAUUAUUACUAACGAGACAGCCCGUGCCCUGGAUCUAUUAGCAGAUCAGGCCACACAAAUGUGA